GGCGGCGCGGCUCGCGGCGCGCGCCGGCCGGAGGGCGGCGGUCGUCGGCCUCCCGGGUCUCCGGUCGCUCCGGGAGGCGGCUCCGAGCCGGGCUGGAGGGCUGUCGAACACUUGUGUUGAACACAUCGCACAUCGAGGGCCCUUUAAAGAUCUGGAUUGAUUGGAAGGACAGAAAUUACAAGCAAUCGGAUCCAGCCCCACGCCGGAUCCCUGUGGAUUUCCUCGGCAUCCCGUAUCCGGUUUCCAUCCAUGGUCACAGUUGGAGCAUCGGCUCCAUCUGAUCGGCUCCACCUCCAGGGGAGGUAGAAUGCCAAGGUUAAGAGGACGAAAAGUUACAGGCGACUUUUUGAUCUGCCCAUCAGCAGUCUGAGAAACGCUGGCUUUGUAUUUUCUGUAUCAGCUGUUUGGAAAACCACACACACACACACACACACACACACACACACACACGUCGCUGCUGCAAAGCUACGGUCCUGAGUCUCUGGGAUAUCCCAGCCACCACCGCCUGGUAGAUGCGGCCUUUCCAUGCUGAGGCCUCGAGUCCCCCCUGACCCCGCCGCCCCCUCUCCAGGUCCUCUCUGGACCGCACCCCUGCGGACUGGGCAGCCAUGCUGCACCUGCUGGUCUUCCUUCUGCACUGCCUCCUGCUGGCCUCUGGGGACUACAACAUCUGCAAAUCCUGGGUGACCACGGAUGAAGGCCCCACCUGGGAAUUCUACGCCUGCCAGCCCAAAGUGAUGCGGUUGAAGGACUAUGUCAAGGUGAAGGUGGACCCCCCCGGCAUCACCUGCGGGGACCCCCCGGAGAGGUUCUGCUCCCACGAGAACCCCUACCUGUGCAGCAAUGAGUGCGACGCCUCCAACCCAGACCUGGCGCACCCCCCGCGGCUGAUGCUGGACAAGGAGGAGGAGGGCCUGGCCACCUACUGGCAGAGCGUCACCUGGAGCCGCUACCCCAGCCCGCUGGAGGCCAACAUCACCCUGUCGUGGAACAAGAGCGUGGAGCUCACGGACGACGUGGUGAUGACCUUCGAGUACGGCCGGCCCACCGUCAUGGUCCUGGAGAAGUCCCUGGACAACGGGCGCACGUGGCAGCCCUACCAGUUCUACGCGGAGGACUGCAUGGAGGCCUUCGGCAUGGCGGCCCGCCGGGCCCGGGACAUGUCCUCGUCCGGCGCGCACCGCGUGCUGUGCACCGAGGAGUACUCGCGCUGGGCCGGCUCCAAGAAGGAGAAGCACGUGCGCUUCGAGGUGCGGGACCGCUUCGCCAUCUUCGCCGGCCCGGACCUGCGCAACAUGGACAACCUGUACACGCGGCUCGAGAGCGCCAAGGGCCUCAAGGACUUCUUCACCUUCACCGACCUGCGGGUGCGCCUGCUGCGCCCCGCCCUGGGCGGCACCUACGUGCAGCGGGAGAACCUCUACAAGUACUUCUACGCCAUCUCCAACAUCGAGGUCAUCGGCAGGUGCAAGUGCAACCUGCACGCCAACCUGUGCUCGGUGCGCGAGGGCAGCCUGCAGUGCGAGUGCGAGCACAACACCACCGGCCCCGACUGCGGCAAGUGCAAGAAGAACUUCCGCACCCGGGCCUGGCGCGCCGGCUCCUACCUGCCGCUGCCGCACGGCUCUCCCAACGCCUGCGCUGCAGUGGGCUCGGCCUUCGGCAGCGUCGGCAAGGCCCGGAAGAACCCUGAGCCCCAAGCCCCCGUGGCCACUGAGGCCCUGGGCGGGGGUUCCACCUCUCCCCCCCCUCCCACAUCCCUUCCCCAGACUCCCCCAGCCCCCCGCAGCCCCCGGCCCACAGAGUCGACCAAGCCAACCCCGACUGCCCCAUUUGGGGAGAGCCCCCGCAGGCCCCUGGUGUCGUCCCGGGCAGAAGCGGUGGGCACCGUUACUGUUGCCCCUGCCCCUGCCAAGGGCUCCAUACUUUUCCAGCUCAAGCCCAAAUCUCCUGAAGUGAUGCCCAUUGAAGAAUUCCAAGACUGCGAGUGCUACGGCCACUCCAACCGCUGCAGCUACAUUGACUUCCUGAACGUGGUGACCUGCGUGAGCUGCAAGCACAACACGCGCGGCCAGCACUGCCAGCACUGCCGCCUGGGCUACUACCGCAACGGCUCGGCCGAGCUGGACGACGAGAACGUGUGCAUCGAGUGCAACUGCAACCAGAUCGGCUCCGUGCACGACCGGUGCAACGAGACCGGCUUCUGCGAGUGCCGCGAGGGCGCCGUGGGGCCCAAGUGCGACGACUGCCUCCCCACGCACUACUGGCGGCAGGGCUGCUACCCCAACGUGUGCGACGACGACCAGCUGCUGUGCCAGAACGGCGGCACCUGCCUGCAGAACCAGCGCUGCGCCUGCCCGCGCGGCUUCGCCGGCCCGCGCUGCGAGCAGCCCCGCUGCGACCUCGCCGACGGCGGCCCGGACUGCGACCGCGCGCCCGGGGCCGCGCCGAGCCCCGCCACCCUGCUCGGCUGCCUGCUGCUGCUGGGGCUGGCCGCCCGCCCGGGCUGCUGA
This is a messenger RNA of Perognathus longimembris pacificus (Pacific pocket mouse), 2513 nucleotides long. RefSeq names its product netrin G2 (gene Ntng2). NCBI's taxonomy places the organism in Eukaryota, Metazoa, Chordata, Mammalia, Rodentia, Heteromyidae. The record is from RefSeq and is a predicted model, not a curated record.